AUGGUCCUCGAAAACCUUUACCUAUUUCUCCGCGGGAGCAAUGUUGACGGCAUUAUCGAUUCACGCCAAGACCACGGCGGAACCGAUGUUCCUAGCUACCUCACGAGCGGCAAUGUAACAGUCCUCAAGAUCACAUCGUUGACUUGCUCGGCCGUCAGCGUUGUGUCUGCCUUGCUAGCCUUUUACUGGUUUACGCGCAUGAGGAGAAGCUUCCGUCAUGACAAGCGGGUUUUUCUCACCAUCGGCAUCGAGGCUUCGGAUGUCGCCGUGCUGCUUAUCGCCAUCCACACCGCUCUCUACAUUUUCCGACCGAAGCGCGCGAACGGGGAAUACGGACUGUUUCCUUAUCGUCGAUAUGCCUACGCCGCCUUCUUUUGCUUCCCCAUUCUCAUGGCGAGCCUUGCGUUCCUGAACAAACCCUAUGGCUACGUUAACCUCGGGGAGCAGUGCUACUUGCCCCUCCAGCCCUCCUGGCCGCGAACCGUAUUAAGCUGGGUUCCGCGCUAUGUCAUCUUUCUUACUAUCCUCAGCAUCUACCUGUGCAUCUAUCUUUACGUCUCGUUACUCAUGCGGCGGUUCGGUCGAGCCGACCUGACACGCACCCAACAGCCCGGCGGUUUGGCGCAUUUGGGCGAGCCGCAAUCCGACGCGGCCCCAACAGCGCCACCGACCAUCUACCAGGUCUCGCUACCCUCCUCGGUCAAGUUUGACUUUGGCCGGGUGCAAUACGGGACCACACCUCAGCGAGGCCCGUUCCCGAUCAAGUGGAAGUGGCCAAGCGCAAACUCUGCCGUUGCCGAUGCACGACCAACUCCUCAUCCCGAGCAUAAUUUGUCGGAUAUAGAGUCCAUCUCGCCCACCACGAUUGACCCCGAAGCCCAGCUCGUGCAGCCCAUGGAGCUCGGUGCCAUGCCGUCCCGCGAUGACGGUAGCGGAGAGGUGUCGCCACUCUCGAACGUGGGCGCCGGGGAUAUCUCUGACAGCAAAUCAAACACGCCAGUCACGUUUCCCCUCCGGCUGGCGUCUGCGGGAACCAUCUCGCCUCCCUGCCGUGAGCGCGAUUGCCCCGGUCGCUCUUCCUAUAGCUCCACCACAUCUUCGGCAAACCUCUUCAUCGACACUGACCGUGACCUUUCUGGGAUGGCAAAGACGCGGGAAAAGAUACGCCAUCAACUCCGGCUCCUGUUCAUCUACCCUCUCGUAUACAUGGUUGUGUGGCUUGUCCCCUUUAUCUCGCACAUCCUUACCUGGGGCGAAGACGACGACUCGAUGCCCUUUGUCGUCCUGAUCCUCGGCCUCGCAAGCUUGUGUAUCCAGGGUGCCGUCAAUUCCAUGCUCUUCUCGAUCCGGGAGAAGCCGUGGAGACAUGCCCGCCGAACCCGGGUUACGGGCUCAGGGACUUCGUCCUGGAAGUUCAAGGGCUCCCAUCGGACGAGGCAACCGACCGUAGGCCGGACUCGCGAAGAGAUGAUGGUAGAUGGGCGAAUCGCACGAUUGCGGCUCGAUUACGAAAUCGCCGAGAGAAGACUCAAAAACCCGCUCAACCGACGCAGCCGCCAAUGGUGGGACUCUGUUGAUCUCGAGGCGAUGAGGGCGGGCACCGAUGAGGAAGCCCUGAUUAGGAGGUGA
Messenger RNA from Parascedosporium putredinis, 1629 nucleotides. The record is from the annotation of a GenBank genome assembly. NCBI's taxonomy places the organism in Eukaryota, Fungi, Ascomycota, Sordariomycetes, Microascales, Microascaceae.